Cooperia oncophora is the source of this 996-nucleotide messenger RNA. NCBI's taxonomy places the organism in Eukaryota, Metazoa, Nematoda, Chromadorea, Rhabditida, Trichostrongylidae. The record is from the annotation of a GenBank genome assembly.
CUGCCUUUUUUCAGCUAUUUCCAAAACAUCCUCUCAAACGUCGAUACUGGAGCUGUGGAAGUGGAGUUAUUGGUGGACGGCUCCUAUAGAACAGUGAAAACCGAGUGCGUUGACGUGGACUCGGACGAUGCGUCAACAAUCGACGAAAAACCAUCUGCCAGUGUAGCUGCGAGUGGUUCUGGAACGGGUACUGCUUCAUCAAAGGCAAAGGCUGUCAACGAUGACGACAUUAUUGUGCUUUCUGAUUCGGAUGAUGAUGAACAACAAGCAGUUGAAAGAGCUAUUCGUGCGUCGAUAGUUGAUAGUAAUACGGUACACUCCACGUCCAAUCCACCAUUGUCACCAACGCCUCGUUCUCGUGACAGUUCCAUCAUUAUUCUGGACGAUGACAGCCCACCACGACCAUCUGCUCCUCCGCCAUCUAACCGAGAGAUGAGCUUCAAUGUUCGUCUUCAGACAUGUAACAAUUCGUCGUCGCCAAUAACAGUGUUAUCGUCAUCGUCCCCCACGUGCGCCUUUUCUGCUCCAACCUCCACGAUGACGAUGGCUAAUGGUGGCAAUGGGGUGAUGCCAGGUCGAGUGCCAACAAUUCAAACGCAUAGUGUACUUGCUGGUCAUCAGAGUAUCUACAACAACAGCGGUGCACUGUCGUACUAUCACCAGUCGCAAUGGAGUCAACCGGCAGCUUCACGACCGCAAUACCCGCCACCGCCGACGGGCACGCUGAACGCUGGCGCAUCGUUCACGGCGGCGUACAAGCAGUCGCUCACGGCGGCGUACAAGCAGUCGCUGGGGAGUCUGAUUGGACGUUAUCAGGCGACGAACAAUCCUACGGGUUUAUCUUUCAACUAUGCCACAGCCACCGCACCACCACCGCCUCCACAACAGCAGCCAACGUUCCCUGCUGGUUCGAACCUGCAACAGGUGCUGGCCUCCCUUGUUCAACAGAACCAAUUCACCAACGGUAGCGGUGGUAACGCUCCGUUGACCCAGUGA